Molecule: messenger RNA, 5841 nt
Organism: Ruditapes philippinarum (Manila clam)
Lineage: Eukaryota; Metazoa; Mollusca; Bivalvia; Venerida; Veneridae
Product: axin-1-like
Exons: 11
Coding region: 292-3129 (945 amino acids)
Biological process (GO): negative regulation of canonical Wnt signaling pathway
Source: RefSeq, a predicted model, not a curated record
GUGCGGUUUAGUUCAAAGGCGUGACGUCAUGCUGUAGAGGAUUGUCGGCGGCGGGCAUGUGGCUUUGAUGUUUUAUUUUCAAACUUUACUGAAAUUGGAUUUUGUAUUUUGAUGAUGGCAGUUACAUGUUAAAGUGUUUAACGGAUAAGUUUUCAAGUGAAUUUGUGUUAUUCGCCUUUGGAUUACGUACUGUAACGACUUUUGUGCAUCUGGCCGAUAUACGGAUUUUUGGGGACCCAAAGGGACGCUGGACUAUUCAAGCCACAGGUAUGCUGACCUGUGUAACUAGAAAUGUCUAGCAAAGUAGACCAGUUUCUGUCAGAAAGUGGAGGCAACAACUUUACUGAGACGGCCCCCAGGCCACCAGUUCCAGGUGAAGAAAAUGAGAAAGAGAGCAAUGGGGGUAUGUCAACGAGAAGUAGUGGCUCACAUAAGAGCCAAGUGUCACACACUUCCGGCAGAAGCAUUGGUUCCAAUAAGGGGGACAUUAAUCCUGCCACACCCAGAAAGUCUAAUAUCGACAAAGCUGCUACAAGUAACAUCUCUAAUGUGUCAUGUGGAUUUGAGGACGAGAUGAAUGCACCUUUAGGUUUUGAACCUGAAGGCUCUGCAGCAAAUUCACCACCAUUCACAGAGAACAGUACACCACCAUACCUAAAAUGGGCUGAAAGUUUACACACAUUAUUAGAUGACCGCGAAGGUGUUCAGUUAUUCAAAUUGUUUUUACAACAGGAGGGUAUAGGAACAUGUUCAGUGGAUUUCUGGUUUGCUUGUCAAGGAUUAAAACUGAAACAAGAAGGAAGUGAGGAAUACAUUCAAGUGAUUAAAAUUAUUCAUAAGAAAUUUAUUAAAAGUGAUAAGUUACCAUAUGUGGAUUUAAAUACAAAGCGCAAAAUUUCUGAAAGUAUUCAAACUAGUAUGGAUGUUUGUAUAUUUAAUGAGGCUCAAACACAAGUGGAAGAAUAUAUGAAAAAUGACACAUAUCCAUUGUUUUUAAAGUCAGAUCUCUACAUUCAGUAUGUGUCGAAAGAAGGUGAAAGUCCAAAAAGCUCAAACAGUAGUAGUGGGUCAAAUAGUGCUAGACCUAUGUCCUCAGGUCCUUUACCCACUUUAAAAGAGGACCAGGAGCUACAACAAGAUGACUUUGCAGUUCCGUAUGUAGACUUAGGACCACCACCUACAAAGACUUCAAACCGCUCAUUUAAUUGUGAUACUAAAAGGCAGGAAGUGUUUAGCGCACCAUAUAAUGUUCGAGCAGUACCGUAUCAUGUUUCGUAUGCUCCAGUGUCUGCGCAAGACAGUGAGAUCCAGUCAAUAUCCUCAAGUCAAGAUGCCCUUACAGAUGACACUCGUUCUUUGACAGACAGUAGUGUAGAUGGCCACUCAUUACGAGAGUCAAGAAAAAACAAGAGUUAUUUGAAGGCUAUGAAAAGACGUGCUGGCACUAACAGGGAAUACGGUCCUUUUAUUCCAAGAACAGAAAGAGCACCAAAAGAUCGUAAUAUAGCAGAGGUAGACUGUCAAAAGUUUGCCGAAAUGCUGAUUGAGAAACUUCUUCAGGUGCAGAGAGAGAGAGAGAAAGAUGAACGGGUAAAACUGUCGCUCAGCCAGGCUAUGAAUAAAAGUGAUAUCAAUGACACACUUGAUAAGUCAUGUAUGUCGACUGCAUCAUCAAAGAACAAUACUACCUCUACCUCUCUUGGGCCUUUACUCACGUCAUCUGUUAUUGAUGAAGAAAAUGCAGACUCUAUCCUUGAAGAACAUUGUUCACGGAUAUGGGAACGUUCAGCGCAGCAGACGCCAAGUCGGUCGCCUGGACGACACUCGCCCAGGUCUAAGUCACCCGACAGAUUUCGAAAAAGUUUAUCUCAAAGUCAUCCACAUUCUGGCACUUCAAGCAUGCCAACAACAUUACAUUCAAAACAAUUACAUAAGAAACGUGACUUUUAUUCCACAUCAUCAUUUGAUAGUGGUAUGGUAGAGGACCUUAAUAAGUGUUCAGUUGAAACUCAUAAACAUAUUCAUCAUCAUCACCAUCAUCAUCAUGAAAGAGGACGUAAAUCGAAACAUAAGUUAGAACAGCAAGCACAACAACACAGUAUGAUGUGUUGGGGUGACGGCACUCCGCGACCUCAUAGUUCUAGUGGAACGAGACAAAAGACUGGUAGUCGGACUCAUUCUGAUAGUGGAAUUAGUAUGGUUGAAUCUAUCGGCCAGACACAGGCAGAUGUUUCCAUGUCUGAUCCAUCAAGAACAAAAGUAUUACAAUGGAUUUUGGACAAUGAAAAUGUUAACAGAGGUACCAGUUCAGCAUACCCGGAUUCGGACAAGACCAGUUCAACAUAUAAACGUUCCCACAAAUCGUCAGCAUUAACCCCACUUCCACAACAACCCCACAAACAAAGCACUUCAAAGAAAGGAAGUAGCAGUCACAUGAAUAGAUCUGCGUCUGCUGAUAGUGGCAGUAGACAGCCAUGGGUAUCUCAGGGAGGUCCUCUUGGUGUGAUGCCCAACCAGCCAAUUGUGCAAGAUCCAUCAAUGCCGCUGAUGCCACCGCCAAAUAUAAAAGUACAGCUUGAUGAGGUGAAGAGAAGACUUAAUGAGCAGGACAUGAUGAACACAAUCCCACCUAAAUCUAAGUCAUUUACUGCAGUUUCGAACAAAGAUCGUCGACCUGGCAUGCAAAUGUCCCAGAGUACUGGACAAGAUUACUCGUACACAGUUCCGUCUGCUAAGACAGUACCCGCUGAACUUGACAUUUCAGUGGAUAGAACUGAAAAGAAGAAGAGAACAUCAGGGAGUGGAAAUACCUCAGGGUCAAGUAAGCCAGACGAGAUCAGUAUCGGUUAUUACUUGUGUGGCGAGCCUAUCCCAUACAAAACUACCAUACCACAAUCCAGCGUUACCCUCGGACAACUCAAAACUCAUAUUAGCAAGAGAGGAAAUUUCCGAUACUUUGUUAAGACAUACAACAAAGACUUUGAUUCUGAGGCUGUGUACGAGGAGGUGAAGGAGGACAGUCGUAUCUUACCAGAGUACGACGGUAAAGUUCUUGUUAAGAUAGAGCGUAAAGAUGAUCUAGAUACAUCAAACAAGUCGAGCGGAAGUGAGAAGAAAUAUCAGAUAUAAGAGACUAGACUUAAAUAAAUGGUGCGAUUAUUUGUACGCGUUCGUAUAGUAUUAUUCCAUUUCGUUUCGAUUGGAAGAAUAUAAAGACUUUUAUGAAACCAAAGAGUUUCUUCAUAAUAUUGUUUAUAUUAGGCCGGGCAUAUAUUAUAUAUAUUGAAAUGGACAAUAGUUUAAACAAAUGCAAUAUGGACAUUAGAAUUUGUUCAGUUUGAUUGUGUUGAAAAAUGAAGUGCAUACUAUGAACAUAUGUGACUGUGAAAAUGAUACUGUGAAGCAGUGAGAGUAAAUGUUUGUACAGGUAUGACUGAUGAUAAAACUGCAUUAAAGCAUCGUGAACAAAUUCAACAUUUUCGUACAUAUUUUACAUGACAGUGAGCAGUUUUAAGAACAAUAUAUAACUACAGGUUGUUAACAAGGAAAAGGUCUGUGCUUCGAGAUGUUGUUCUUACCUAGGUUUUGGGGUAUUUGAAUAAAAAUUACUGUUCAAAGGCACAAUGUACCAAGUUAGUGUUUUAGUAUGUGUACAGAUUAUUUACAAUUUGAAGAAGUUGUGAGAUGAAACCCUACUUUAUAAUACUCUAUGUGUGACAUUCAUUAAAAUUCUGUUGUCCUUUUUAUGAUAAGAUAGUGCUAUGGUUGUGAAAUGCUCAUUUUAACAAAGCUACAAUUUCAAAUGGGCAUAAUGUAAAUCUUUAAUAAAACUUCAUUGUCAAAUAGGUAUGUCCCAAACAUGGAAGAGACAUGACUUUUUUAAAAGAUGGAAUUUUUUUUUUUUGAUCUGCAUAAUAUUAAAACACAUGAAUAAGAUUUUAUAUGUGAAAAUGGUUAAAUAUAUGAAAUUUCAAUUUUCAUUUACUAGUACAGAAUUAUUUUGGAUAAAGUUUUAUAGAAUGUUUUUAAGGUUUUAUUGAUAAACUCAUUGUUUUUUUAACAUAUUUUUAUCUUCAAGUUGCACAACGAUAGUUUCACAUGAUUUUACCUGUUUGUUUUAGAUAAAAUAAUUUCUGACUUGAACUCCUGUUUCCAAGGUUAACAUUUAGAAAAUAUGUUUUUAACAUUUUAGAAAAUCGGCCAUUGGUGACAAAUGCAGCUAUAUUUAGAUAUAAUUCUAUGUAAAAUCCUUUAAAAUGCCUUUUUUGUAACAAUUUUUUUUUAAAUUUAUUGUGAAGAAAUUUUUUAAUUAUCAAAAUUGUAAGCUUAUGAUUAAAUUGUUACCAAAGUAAAUAAAAUGUCAAAAAAUUCAUAUAAACCUUUAAAAUUUCUUGUUCACAAUUCAAUUAUUAAUAUCCUUGUUCUAUAAAACAUGAAUAAACAGAAUAAAACAUUAGGGCAUAAGAGAUAUUGCACAAUAAACCAUGACUAGAGUGUUAAGAACAAUUGUAUUUUAAAGGCUGUCAACCAUAUGAUUAAACCUCUGGCUUAUCAACAGUUUCAUAUAACCAACAAUGGCACUUUUUACAGUUUAAUAUAACCAACAAUUCCAAGAUUGGAAAUAAAGCUUUAAAUAUUUUGAUUUAUCCAAAAUUAUCUCAUUCCAUUUUUUAAGCACAUAUGUCUAAUUAAUUAGAUGAUAAUUUAGUAUUUUGAUGAAGUUAUGGUUGAAAGCCUUGUAUGUACAGUGUCCAUAACCAUUAGAAAUCAUUUUUUUAAAGUUCUCAGGAAUGUUAGUAAGUAGUGGACAAAAAAGAUACAAAAAUCACAGCUGUUCAUUGUGUGUUACAUAUAUCAGUUUGUUGUUUCUUAUAGAAACUUGCCAGAGAAAAUGGCAAAUGUACAUUUUUUUAAUUUAUUUUGUUAAUUUAAAUUUAAUAAAAUGACACUGGCAUUAUUAAAUUAAGAAAUCAAAUGUGCUAUAUUACGUAGCUUUCACAUUUUAUCAUUAUAUCAUAUUUAUUUUGAACCAUUAAAAAAUUUUGUCAGUCACAAUUAUGAAGGAUUUUUUAUGUCAUUAAAAAUUUGGUUAUUACUUUACAGAUAAAUGUUUGAUGAUACAAAGUACAAUAAUAUUUGAAAUUAUGAUGAAUAUUUAAAUAUAUUUCCAAGUUUCCAAGAUUUUUGUUAGAAUUACAAGCCCACUGUUUGAAUGUUUAUUUUACUGAUUAAUUCAAUACAUUGUAAUUGAUACAAACAACAUGUUAUUAUCCUUCAUAAUUGAUAUUAUUUGCCGAUAUUCAGUAUUUGAGAAUAAAGUGUAGGUUGUAUGUUAAUAAAUGAGAAUAUUCAAAUAAUGUUGAAAUAUUUAAUAGGAGAGAAAUAUGUACCAGUAAAUAAAUAAUGUUUUUGUAAUAUUUAAUAUAUUGCAAGUUCAAAAUAUUAUUAUAAAAUUUGAAAUUUAUCCAUUUUAAAAAAAUAUUUUUACAUAGGUUUUGGUUAUUUAAAAAAAAUUCUUUCACUUAUCAUGAAAUGUGUUUGUUUACAUGCUUUUUGAUGCAUUCAACUAUCACCUGUCAAUUGAAAUACUACUAAUAAACAUUUUGUUUCUUUGACAAGUUAGUUGAGACAAAAUCUUUGUCUAAAUGACUUAACAAAUUUUGAUAAUAUCAAAAUAUUUGUUUGAAUUUAUUUGCUGGUACAUAUAUCUACAUGUAUGAUGUCAUAUCAGGUCUAUGUUGUAGGGCCGGCUCUGUCCUCCAGGGGGGCAGCUUGUCUGUGAUGAUAGAAUUUAUUGUCAUGUAUUUGUAAACUAUGGCAGAAUAAAAUGUGUCAAUCUUA